AUGUUCAAGAAAUUCGAUGAAAAAGACAAUGUUUCCAGUGUUCUACAGCUGAAGUCAUCCGUCCAGAAAGCCAUAAGGGUCAAAUUGCUAGAAUCAUAUCCCCAUUUAGAAAACUUUAUCGAUGUGGUUUUGCCGAAAAAGGACUCUCUUAGGAUAAUAAAAUGCCACGACCACAUAGAAAUUAUAGUUAACUCAAACGGCGAGUUACUAUUUUUCCGGCAGAGGGACAGCCAAUGGAUGCCAACGCUGAAGCUAUUCCACAAAUAUCCCUUCUUCUUACCGAUGCACCAAGUUGACAAAGGGGCCAUCCGAUUCGUUCUGAGCGGUGCAAAUGUCAUGUGUCCGGGUUUGACCUCGCCCGGAGCUAAAAUGACGGAUGUUCCAACUGAUACUGUUGUAGCUAUUAUGGCUGAAGGAAAGGAGCACGCUUUAGCUAUCGGUAAAACUGCUUUGUCUUCGGAUGAUAUAGCAAAAGUCAAUAAAGGUAUAGGCAUCGAGAAUUGCCAUUAUCUAAAUGACGGGUUAUGGCAAAUGAAGCCCGUUAAGUAA
Molecule: messenger RNA, 549 nt
Organism: Phyllotreta striolata
Lineage: Eukaryota; Metazoa; Arthropoda; Insecta; Coleoptera; Chrysomelidae
Source: the annotation of a GenBank genome assembly